Molecule: messenger RNA, 414 nt
Organism: Phalaenopsis equestris
Lineage: Eukaryota; Viridiplantae; Streptophyta; Magnoliopsida; Asparagales; Orchidaceae
Product: probable GDP-L-fucose synthase 1
Exons: 1
Molecular function (GO): GDP-L-fucose synthase activity
Source: RefSeq, a predicted model, not a curated record
CUCGCCCCGCAGCCCAUACCUGAAUCUGCACUUCUAUCAGGUCCACUUGAACCUACCAAUGAGUGGUACGCUAUUGCGAAGAUCGCCGGCAUCAAAAUGUGUCAGGCUUAUCGAAUCCAAUACUCAUGGGAUGCUAUCUCUGCAAUGCCCACUAAUCUGUAUGGACCUAAUGAUAACUUUCAUCCUGAGAACUCUCAUGUUUUACCAGCUUUAAUUCGUCGAUUCCAUGAGGCUAAGUCCAGUGGGGCGAAAGAGGUGGUGGUAUGGGGAACCGGUUCGCCAUUAAGGGAGUUUCUGCAUGUAGAUGAUCUUGCUGAUGCAGUGGUUUUCUUAAUGGAUCGAUAUUCCGGGCUUAGUCAUGUCAAUGUGGGGAGUGGGAGAGAGGUGAGCAUAAAGGAGCUGGCUGAGUUGGUG